Mucor mucedo is the source of this 1823-nucleotide messenger RNA. Its product is annotated as POT family-domain-containing protein. The record is from RefSeq and is a predicted model, not a curated record. The transcript has 2 exons. Gene Ontology annotation, molecular function: tripeptide transmembrane transporter activity; dipeptide transmembrane transporter activity. Gene Ontology annotation, biological process: transmembrane transport; oligopeptide transport. The coding region runs from base 40 to 1707 and encodes 555 amino acids. Gene Ontology annotation, cellular component: fungal-type vacuole; plasma membrane. NCBI's taxonomy places the organism in Eukaryota, Fungi, Mucoromycota, Mucoromycetes, Mucorales, Mucoraceae.
UUUUUUUUCUUUUUUUAUACAUUUUUCUUUAUAAUAAUCAUGUCAGAGAAACUGGAACAAGAUAAAGUUUCUCAUCACACAUACGACGAUGCCGAGUAUCAAGACGAUGUAGUUCACGGACCUGAGCCUACAGAACAAGAUCGUUUGGAACUUAGAGAAGUCCCUGAUAAGAUUCCCGCCACUGCAUACCUUGUCAUCAUCAUUGAGUUCUGUGAACGUUUCACCUACUACGGUCUUAGUGGUCCUUUCCAAAAUUAUAUCCAACAUCCUGCUCCUCCUAGUUAUCCUGCUGAACAAGCUGGUGCUAUGGGUAAAGGUCAACAAACUGCUACUGCUUUAACUACCUUUUUCCAAUUUUGGUGUUAUGUCACUCCUAUCAUUGGUGCCAUCAUUGCUGAUCAAUACCUCGGCAAAUAUCGUUCAAUUCUUCUCUUCGCUAUGAUCUAUCUCUGUGGUUUAAUCAUUUUAACUGCUACUGCUUCUCCUAUGGGUAUUGAAAGUGGUGCUGCUUUCCCCGGUUUCAUUGUCUCUAUUAUUAUUAUUGGUCUCGGUACUGGUGGUAUUAAAUCUAACGUCUCUCCUCUUGUUGCCGAACAAUAUACCAGUAAGACUGCCUAUGUCACCACUACUGCCAAGGGUGAACGUGUUAUUGUCUCCCCUCAAGCUACUUACCAAAAGAUUUUCACUUACUUCUACUGGGGUAUUAACAUUGGUUCUCUUUCUGCUAUUGCCACUACUGAAUUAGAAAAGAACGUUGGUUUCUGGCCCGCUUAUCUUUUACCCACUUUAAUGUUUAUUCCCGGUAUUUGUGUCCUCAUCUUCGGUCGUAAGCGUUAUGUUCAAAGUCCUCCUCGUGGCUCCGUCUUUGUUGAAGCUGGUAGACUCUUCUAUUAUUCUACUAAGGUUAAGGGUGGUUUGGAAGCUUGUAAGCCUUCUAACCUUGCUAUUGAUCACCCCGAACUCGCUCAAAAAGCUACUUGGGAUGAUGUCUUUGUUGAUGAAUUAAGACGUGCUCUUAAGGCUUGUAUCGUUUUCUGUUGGUAUCCUAUCUACUGGCUCAGUUACUCUCAAAUGUCCAACAAUCUUAUUUCUCAAGCUGGUACCAUGUGGACUGGUAACGUUCCCAACGAUAUUAUGCAAAACAUUGAUCCUCUUGUCUUGAUUAUCACUAUUCCUAUCAUGGAUCGUUAUGUCUACCCUCUUCUCCGUAAGUGGGGUAUUCCUAUGCGUCCCAUUUUCCGUAUCUCUCUCGGUUUCUUCUUUGGUGCUGUUGCCAUGGCUUACACCGCCGGUAUCCAAUCCAAGAUCUAUGCUGCUGCCCCCGAUCUUAUUUCCGCCGGUUACCAAAUUCCUUCUUACGUCUUCACUGCUUUUGCCGAAAUUUUCGCUUCCAUCACUGGUCUUGAAUAUGCUUACAAGAAGGCCCCUGAAUCCAUGAAGUCCAUUGUUAUGGCUAUUUUCUUGUUCACCAACUGUCUUGCUUCUUGUCUCGGUUUCGCUUUAGUUUCUGUUACUGUCGAUCCCAAGUUGACCUGGAUGUACACUGGUAUCUCUGUCACCUGUUUCAUCUGUAGUAUCUUGGUUUAUAUUUGCCAUCACAAGAAUGAUGAUAACGAUAUUGCCGAUGAUGCCAUUGGUCGUACACACAAGACUGAGAAGUACGAUCCUAAAGCCGUUGACCAGGAACUCGAAAAGGGUGCCUUGUAAAAACAACACAAAAAAAUAUUUAAUAACCUAUCUAUUAGUUUUCAACAGCAGGGCUGUUUAUAAAUUACACUUUUUAAUAAAUUCUUAAUCUUAAUAUAUCCUUUUCUUAACAAUAA